AUGCCGCCGAAAUCGAAAAUAUUCGCGAAAGCUCGGGCUCGCUUGACUUCCUUCGGCGUCGAAGUCGUCAAAGAACCGACUGGUCAAGUGGUCAUCUUUAAUGGAGGAAGAUUAAAUAAUAUUUCGAAGAGCAAAAUUGAAAGUUUCAUAAGAACAGCGACGGAAAUGGCGAACUUGCAGAUGAAGGUCUUUAUGCCGAAAAAGUCUUAUUCGAUCGUUGAGCUUCAGGAUAAAAGUCUGUGCGAAAUUCUAACGAAUCUUUCCGCCUCGGAUUCCGAAAAGCCCCUUUUUCUUCAAGACGAAAAAUCAAAAGAUGUCUCGAUUCUAUUCUUCCAUAUUUCCAGCGCCGGCGAAGGCGAUCUUGAGGACAUUCUACCGGAGAAGCCAGAAGGGUUGGAGCUCUUCGAGAAUCUUAUAUCAAAGGAAGAGGAGGACGAAAUCGAGAAAGAAGUGAUGAAGAAAAUGGAUUCUUCAGAGCUCAAACAUCGCCAAGUCGUUCAUUUUGGCCACCAUUUCGACUACACGACCAAUUCUGGCUCCAAAGAAGAUAUUUCUCCCAUUCCAGAUGCGAUUGAAAGAAUACGAACGAAACUGGUGGAAGAUUUUGGGGAAGAUUUUGAUCAAAUUACGGCGAAUAUCUACACCCCGGGCGAUGGAAUUCCACCGCAUAUAAUGGCGAGGAAAAACGAUUAUCCCGACGGAAACGUCAGAGAACGGGGCAAUAGAAUUUCACUGACUUUUCGGCGCUGUAUUGACGACGAAGAAGAAGCAGCAAGAAUCAUCGAAAAGAAUCUCGUUAAAGACGUUUACGACCAUAUUGCCGAUGAUUUUUCCGCAUCGAGGUACAAAAUGUGGCCUCUUGUCGAAGAAUUCGUCGAUCAAGUGCCCAAAGAUCAUUUUGUUGUUGAUCUUGGUUGUGGAAAUGGCAAGAACCUGUUGAAAAUCAAGGAUCGUGGGCUUGGCUUAGAAUUGAGCUCGAAUUUGGCGAAGAUUUGCGGCUCAAGAAACAUUGAAGUCGCUGUUGGAGAUUGCACGAGAACGCAGCUGAGGGAUGAAAUCUGCGAUGUGGUCAUUUCCAUCGCAGUCUUGCAUCACAUGAGCUCGGUAAAGAGAAGAGUUGAGGCGUUGAAAGAAAUUGGAAGAAUUCUACGCCCGGGUGGAAAAGCGAUGGUGACUUCUUGGGCGAUGGAACAAACGAACGAAGAGGGAAAAGCUUCAAAUUAUGCGAAAAAGGAAAAUAGCGCGAAAUCACCGAAUUCUGCGCAUUUGCCGAUUCACAAAGCAAGGACGAAUUUUGAGGCGCAGGAUGUGCUUGUUCCAUUCAAAGGCUCCAAGGAGGGAAAAUCGACUGAUCCAGCGGCAAAGCAUCGUUUCUAUCACGUGUUUAUCGAAGGCGAAAUGAAAUCGUUGGCGCAGGAAGCCGGCUGCUUUCAAGAAAUCAAGGAAGUUUAUGAUGAUGGAAAUUAUGUCCUGUUUCUGCGAAAAUCUAUCGAUAAAUAA
Oikopleura dioica is the source of this 1500-nucleotide messenger RNA. Lineage: Eukaryota; Metazoa; Chordata; Appendicularia; Copelata; Oikopleuridae. The record is from the annotation of a GenBank genome assembly.